Messenger RNA from Lichtheimia ornata, 2295 nucleotides. RefSeq lists its product as uncharacterized. Bases 1 to 2295 code for a protein of 764 amino acids. NCBI's taxonomy places the organism in Eukaryota, Fungi, Mucoromycota, Mucoromycetes, Mucorales, Lichtheimiaceae. Gene Ontology annotation, biological process: protein polyubiquitination. The transcript is spliced from 12 exons. Gene Ontology annotation, molecular function: ubiquitin protein ligase activity. The record is from RefSeq and is a predicted model, not a curated record.
AUGGCGCAAUCUAGUGCCUACAACUUUGAACCUUGGGGUCAAGCGUUACACACAAUCAAGGAUACUACAGCCUCUCCCAGCGAUCGCAAUAUGCAUGUAUCCAUCGGCAACGGCAAUGUCGUAAAACAGCACCCUAUCCCCGAACCCAUGCUCGCAUCGACAGACCAAGAAGCUCCCGACAUGACAGCUUAUGGCAAGUGCAUGUGUUGCACCAGUGAAUUGCGUUACCCCGAGAGCGUUUCGAGAUUCCGUUGUCCGGUGUGUGAUACAGUGAACGACCUUAAACCGCAUAUACGGCAACAACUCUCCAACGAACCCCUUACGUUGAAACGACUCAAACGCAGUGUCAGCAAAUGUUCAUCCAAGGAAAGAGCGAUUCGCAAAGAGAGGAUGGCAGCUGGUGAACCUGCCGAGACAGCCAUCAGCCAAAAGGAAUUGGAAAAGUUUUAUGAACCUGUGGAAGAGUUGGCGCAAACAGUCUUUGGCAGUUGGGUGUGUCUCAAUCACAGCUUCUUGAAUGGCGAGGAGACAUCAUUGGAUAACAGUGGAUUGAAUCUUGGUGAGAUCGCUGAUGCCUACAGGAUACUUUUAAGCUUGCCUGUGAAUGUGGUGCGAGCAAUGAUGGCAGCAACAGAUCGGUUAUUGAAACGACCAGCAGUACCAUUACUGCGUAUGAGCGAUAUUCGGUUUCUUUUGAUCAUCUUGGAAAAUCCAUUGCUAGCUCAACACAAUUUUCAUGCCGAGACGAAAUAUCACCACAACCUACUUAGGCGGGUAUUUGGGAUGCUCAGCUGUCUAAACAAUGAAUGCCAUCAAGGGCUCGUCAAUUGGUUUUCAAAAUAUACUACCGAAGGGUUGCGGAACAAGGUGCAUCUGGUGCAUGCUUUUAUCACUUAUCGUAUCACACGAGCUCAACGAAGCAACCUGGGCUUACCGGCUGCCUAUGAAUCAGAAUGGAGAAUACGCAGUGGAGCUCGUACCAUGGCCAUUCUUUUUGCUGCCAAUUGCUUAAGCCGGAAGCUCCCAAUCUCGGAUUUCUACAAUGCAAUGGUCGAUUAUAUCAAUCUAAUGGGUGAUUUUGAAUCAUGGCAAUCAGGAUCAGGAAAAUUCGCAUUUUGCCAAUACCCUUUUCUGAUCAGUAUGGGAGCCAAGAUGCAAAUCCUCGAAUCAGACGCUAAACGACAAAUGGAAACCAAGUGGCGAGAAGCCUUUUUCAACAUGCUCUUUCAUCAAAAGGCGUCCAUGCCUUAUUUGGUCCUACGAGUAAGGCGAGAGAACCUUAUUGAAGAUUCGCUGCUACAGCUUGCACAAAAUGAGCUUGAUCUCAAGAAGUCGUUACGGAUAGAGUUCGUUGGUGAAGAUGGUGUGGAUGCUGGUGGAUUACGCAAGGAAUGGUUCCUUCUUCUUGUACGCUCGUUAUUUGAUCCGCAGUAUGGCAUGUUUACGUAUGAUGAGGAUUCCAAUCUUUGCUGGUUCAACCCUGCCAGCUUUGAAAAUGAAGAUCAAUACUUUCUUGUGGGCGUUGUAUUGGGCCUUGCGAUUUACAACUCGACAAUUCUUGAUAUCCAUCUACCAACGGCAUGCUACAAAAAGUUGUUAGGCCAUCCGGUGGAUCUUGCUGACCUUGGAUCUUUUCGACCUGGCUUGGCAAGAGGAUUUGAGCAACUUUUGAACUUUGAAGGCGACGUGGAGGAUGUCUUUUGUCGUGCCUUUGUGGCCGAGAUUGAUACAUUUGGACAACGAAAGCUUAUACCGCUGAUACCCGAUGGUGCCAACCGCAUGGUGACAAACGAGAACCGACAAGAGUUUGUUGAUCGCUAUGUCGACUUUGUGCUCAAUGCUAGUGUCGAGAGGCAAUUUGGAGCGUUUAGACGUGGAUUUUAUCAUGUUUGUGGCGGUAAUGCCCUCUCGCUCUUUCGACCCGAAGAGAUUGAAUUGCUUGUACGAGGAAGUGAAGAGCCAUUAGAGAUUGAUGAUUUACGAGGACAGACCGAAUAUCAAGGCUUUGACCAAGAUGAAGAUACCAUCAAACAUUUCUGGGAGAUUAUGAAGAAUAUGGAGCCAUCCAUGCAACGUAAACUGCUCAUGUUUGUCACAGGAAGCGAUCGUAUACCAGCCACUGGUGCCACACAGUUGGAUCUUAAGAUUGCAUGCGGUGGGGAGGAUUGCAACCGGUUACCGUCAGCACAUACAUGUUUCAAUCAGCUGGUUCUGUAUAGAUAUGAAAGUAGGGAAAAAUUAGAGCAAAUGCUACACACUGCAAUAAUGGAAAGUCAAGGUUUUUAUGUAAAGUAA